Candidozyma haemuli is the source of this 1083-nucleotide messenger RNA. RefSeq names its product actin (gene ACT1). Lineage: Eukaryota; Fungi; Ascomycota; Pichiomycetes; Serinales; Metschnikowiaceae. The coding region runs from base 1 to 1083 and encodes 360 amino acids. The transcript has a single exon. The record is from RefSeq and is a predicted model, not a curated record.
AUGUGUAAAGCCGGUUUUGCCGGUGAUGAUGCCCCCCGUGCUGUGUUCCCAUCUAUUGUUGGAAGACCAAGACACCAGGGUAUUAUGGUCGGUAUGGGUCAGAAAGACUCUUAUGUUGGUGAUGAGGCUCAAUCUAAGAGAGGUAUUUUGACUUUGAGAUACCCUAUUGAGCAUGGUAUCGUCACUAACUGGGAUGACAUGGAAAAGAUUUGGCACCACACUUUCUACAAUGAGUUGAGAGUUGCUCCUGAAGAACACCCAGUUUUGUUGACUGAGGCCCCAAUGAACCCUAAGUCUAACAGAGAGAAGAUGACCCAAAUCAUGUUCGAGACUUUCAACGUUCCUGCCUUCUACGUCAACAUUCAGGCUGUUUUGUCUUUGUACUCUUCUGGUAGAACCACCGGUAUUGUCUUGGAUUCUGGUGAUGGUGUUACUCACGUUGUUCCUAUUUACGCCGGUUUCUCUUUGCCUCAUGGUAUCUUGAGACUCGACUUGGCCGGAAGAGACUUGACCGACUACUUGAUGAAGAUCUUGUCUGAACGUGGAUACACCUUUUCGACUACCGCCGAAAGGGAAAUCGUCAGAGACAUUAAGGAGAAGUUGUGUUACGUUGCUUUAGAUUUCGAGCAAGAGAUGCACACUUCAUCUCAAUCGUCUGCUAUCGAGAAGUCUUAUGAAUUGCCAGACGGUCAGGUUAUUACUAUUGGUAAUGAGAGAUUUAGAGCCGCCGAGGCUUUGUUCCGCCCAUCGGAUUUGGCUUUGGAGGCCGCUGGUAUCGACCAGACCACUUACAACUCCAUUAUCAAGUGUGACGUCGAUGUUCGUAAGGAAUUGUAUGGCAACAUCGUUAUGUCUGGUGGUACUACUUUGUUCCCAGGUAUUGCAGAGCGUAUGCAGAAGGAAAUUACUGCUUUGGCUCCAUCCUCUAUGAAGGUUAAGAUCAUCGCUCCACCAGAGAGAAAGUACUCUGUCUGGAUUGGUGGUUCUAUUUUGGCCUCCUUGUCGACCUUCCAGCAGAUGUGGAUCUCAAAGCAGGAGUACGACGAGUCUGGACCAUCGAUUGUUCACCACAAGUGCUUCUAA